Messenger RNA from Hymenoscyphus albidus, 2366 nucleotides. NCBI's taxonomy places the organism in Eukaryota, Fungi, Ascomycota, Leotiomycetes, Helotiales, Helotiaceae. The record is from the annotation of a GenBank genome assembly.
AUGUCCGCAGCCACCAAGAAACCGCUAUCAGGUACCCCAAGUGGGCGACGGCCCUCGACAGACCCUCCCGGCGCGAGAACGCCGGUCGCAGGACGGUCGCCCGCUCCUUCUUCCCCAACUGCGAACAGCACCCCUCGCACCCGAUCGAUAAGAGGGGGAGGCCACCAUAUUUCUGCCCGUGGCUCCAUCUCGAGACCCGGCGCCGGCAUGUCGAAUUUGAGUCAAAACAGCGUGAAUUCCGAUGUAAACGAAGACGCACGAGCAGAGGCGGUCGCAGCGUUGGAUGAUCUCAAAGAGCGCUUGCACAAGGCGGAAACGGCAGCGGAGCAGUACCAGAAACAAUCCCAGGUGCUGCAGUCACGACUAGACGAGUCUGUAAAGGAGCACGAGAAACUCGAAGAACGCCUGCACGAGGCCGACGAGAAAUUAGAGCAACUUGAAAAUGAAAAGAGCAAGGCCCUCAAGAAGAGCCGGGAGUUGGAGAAUAUCUACGAAGGCGAGAGAAGCUCCAUGACCAAAGAAAGAGAGGAAAUGGCUACUAGGGAAGAGGAGAUGCAAACCAUUAUCCAGCGAUUGAAGGAUUCCUUGAGCUCAAAGUCAAAUGUCGACGAGGAGUCUCGGUUAUCCAGACGAUGUAAGUUUUCUUUGCCAUGUACUCGAGAACAAACCCUAAUUCAUGUAGCCAACAACUCCUCCCCGAACCUGGAAGGUCAAUUUGCACCUCCAUCCGCCACAGGUCUCAAUCGUAGCGACUCUCGCAACAACUCAAAACUGGUUCUUCAGAAAGACAAGUUAAUUGAAUCUCUAAGACUGGAGCUUGCUGAAGCACAAAUCAAACUUGUCGAGUCAGAGAACAUGGGUGGUGGGCGCAUGCAGGAGGUUGAGAGAUUAUUAUUGGAAGCACGAAUGACGAAUGCACGAUUAAUGGAGGACAACGAAAGCUAUCAACUUUUAUUAUCCGAGAAGACGUUGGCUGGAGAUUUCUCCAAGAGCGAGUUCAUGGGUUCUGCAGCAAACCAAGAUGCCCUGAGCGCAUUGGAAGGCCGAACUGCAGCACCGAGUUUGGCAGACGAGUUAUCAGACCUUGCAGAAGGAGAGAGCGACAACUACAGGCGUCUAGAAGCCGAACUAAAGUCGGCAAAGGAUCAGAACAAAGCACUGACGCUAUAUAUCAACAAGAUUAUUGAACGACUACUUAUGCAUCAAGACUUCGAAGCCAUCUUGGACCAGUCGUCCGCUUUCAAACCAGGAGCAGCUGGAGCAAACACAGAAAAAGACCUCCCGCCACCUCCGCCACCAAAAGAGCAAGCCAGCGGUGCCUCGGUCCUUCAACGAGCCAAAUCCGUAGCCAUGGGAGCAUCGAAACGCCCACGCCCUCAAUCACAGAUGCCAGUCGCAACAUCUGGAUUCUCAGAUCCGGAUACUGCACCAAGCAUUCCUUUUGGUCUCAACCGUUCCACCAGCUUCCGAACUGGUCGUCCAAUGAGUGAACAAUACACCGGCGGUCACGGUGCAGCCAGUGUCAUAAACCAAAUGUAUAGAGGAGGACAAACAUCGCCACCACUUCACGGUCCACGAACCCCUCGAUCCUCUCAAUCCUUCUUCGCCCCUCCUGCUUCGGGUGGUAAUCCAAACGCUCAACAUCGAGCUCCAAGUGUUGGACAGAUCCCCACAUCUGGCAAUUUCCCCGGCAUGAAGAGCGAGACAAGUAGCACGAGCGGUGAUUCUGGCGAAGUGUCUACGCCACCAAGUCAAAGUCCACCAAGAGGAGGCGAGAAAGCCACCACCUUUGCGGGAAACAAACCACGUCCACUGAGACUCGUCCAAGAUCAGAACGAAAGUAUGCGCAAAACUAGCGCCGAGCUUGAAGACGAGAAGCGAGCCAAGAGGGCUAGUUGGAUUGGAUGGGCGUUUGGUGCAAAGAAGGACGAGGCAGCAGCCGGCGGUUUCGGUGAAGAAAUUAUCAAGGAAUAAUGAUGAUGAUGAUAAUUGACAUGAGGGGCGAAUUUUAAUAUAUGGAUGGACAGUGGGUAUAACGAACAGCAUGCGUAUACCCAUUUUCCGAAGCAAGCGACGAGAUUGAAGGGAACGGACGGGAUGAAUGAAAUGCAUGCGACGAGAAACAGGGUAUUGGAUUGUCGAUGUGGAUUGGAUGGAUGAAUGAUUACUCUUUUUGGAUGAGCCGUUGUCUUUCAUUCUUCUUUUUAGGAUACCCCCCAUGCAAUACCGUAACAUCCACAUUCCUUGUUUAGAAAAGACUGUUGUUUUCUUCUCUUUUGUUUGGGGGUGGUUUUAGUUUUAUUUGGGGGAGUUUUUUUAUUUUGAGAUAGUACUAGUCAGAUAUAAAUAUUUAAUUUCUUUUGGAA